This is a messenger RNA of Penicillium samsonianum, 786 nucleotides long. RefSeq lists its product as uncharacterized. The transcript has 2 exons. The coding region runs from base 1 to 786 and encodes 261 amino acids. NCBI's taxonomy places the organism in Eukaryota, Fungi, Ascomycota, Eurotiomycetes, Eurotiales, Aspergillaceae. The record is from RefSeq and is a predicted model, not a curated record.
AUGCGAUCACCCUCAGUCAAACCCUCGGCAUACCCGCCGUUGCCAUUUCAUCUCAUCCGCUUCCUGAUCUCUCUCUCCUCAAUCGUGGUGGGCGUGAUCUUGGCGGUGUUUACCUACCACCUCCACGCCGAUGGCUACAAACUACCAUAUUCAUUCCUCGUGCUCUUCGUCUCAGCAGGCCUCUCCCUCCUCAAUAUCUUCCUAACAUCAGUAAUCCACUGCAGCUGCGGGCUAUCAACAAAACUCUCCAUCUCACUCAACAUCCUCCUAACAAUCCUCUGGGCGCUAUCCCUGGGCCUUCUGAGCUGGAGCUUGGCAAGCACCAUAACAACAUCCUGCACAACCACCUACUGGGGCAAUUCGACCGGCAUCGCCGUGUGCCGGAGCUACAAAGCCCUCUUCACAUUCAACGUUAUCGGCCUGGUCAGCUACAUCGCAGCGGUCUGGCUGGACGUGAUCGUGCGCCGUCGCCAGACCCGUCUCGGCGCCUACGACGCCAUGGGAUCCCACCCAGGUCUCGAUGACUCGGGCGCUUUCGACGUCAAGAUGGAUGACCGCCACAACGAGUCCACCCCCGCCUUGCACGAUUAUGAUAACGUGCCCCCUGCGAUGUCCGGUGCCCAUGGUCCGGCGCAUGCGGAUACUGGUGAGGCACAGAAUUAUUAUGAUACUGCGCCUGGCAUGAGUCACCGUGGUGCGCCUAGGGUGCGCUUCAGUUCUUAUGAUCAAGAUGGACAUCAGAGGCCGGCUGAGAAUACUGGGUAUGAUCCUGCUAUGUAUCGCUGA